Messenger RNA from Mus pahari (shrew mouse), 939 nucleotides. Its product is annotated as olfactory receptor 10C1-like. Gene Ontology annotation, cellular component: membrane. Gene Ontology annotation, biological process: G protein-coupled receptor signaling pathway. The record is from RefSeq and is a predicted model, not a curated record. Gene Ontology annotation, molecular function: olfactory receptor activity; G protein-coupled receptor activity. Lineage: Eukaryota; Metazoa; Chordata; Mammalia; Rodentia; Muridae. The transcript has a single exon. Bases 1 to 939 code for a protein of 312 amino acids.
AUGGAUCAUGUCAACUACACCUGGACCCGGACGUUCAUCCUUGCUGGUUUCACUACCUCUGGCACCCUGCAACAUCUUGCAGUCUUUGGGACCCUGUGCAUCUAUCUUCUCACACUGGCAGGGAACUUGUUCAUCAUUGUCUUGGUUCAGGCAGAUUCAGGUCUGUCCACUCCCAUGUACUUCUUUAUCAGUGUCCUCUCCUUCCUGGAACUCUGGUAUGUCAGCACCACAGUGCCCACCUUGCUGCAUACAUUGCUCCAUGGGCAUUCACCCAUCCCCUCGUCUGCAUGCUUUGUUCAGCUCUAUGUCUUCCACUCCUUGGGCAUGACAGAGUGCUACCUGUUAGGUGUCAUGGCUCUGGACCGCUACCUUGCUAUCUGUCGCCCACUGCACUACCAUGUUCUCAUGAGCAGACAGGUACAGAAGCAGUUAGUUGGGGUUACAUGGGUGGCUGGCUUUUCAGCUGCCCUGGUGCCUGCAGGUCUCACUGCCUCUUUACCCUAUUGUUUGAAAGAGGUAGCCCACUACUUUUGUGACCUGGCACCCGUGAUGCAGUUGGCAUGUGUGGACACUAGCUGGCAUGCUCGGGUUUAUAUUGCAGUGAUUGGCAUGAUCAAUACAUGCAAUCUUGCUUUCAUCUUGGGACUCUAUGGAGGUAUUGUGAGAGCUGUUCUGAGACUACCUUCAGCUGCUAGCCGUGCAAAAGCCUUUUCCACCUGUUCCUCCCAUAUAACCGUAGUGACACUGUUCUUUGGCUCUGCCUUCAUUGUCUAUGUGGGCCCACCAGAGAUUCGAGCUGAGGGCAGAGACAAGCUUAUUGCCUUGGUAUAUACUUUGCUCACCCCUUUCUUCAACCCUAUUAUUUCUACUCUUCGCAAUAAAGAAGUGAAAGAGGCUUUUAAGAGGGUCACACAGAGGAUUAAGGCUGAAUUGAUGUGA